AUGAAGUGUUUGUGCUUGUUUGUGCUGUUUCUGUGUUUGAGGUGCGACGGUGCUGGCAGCAAGCCGCGCAGAGGCCGCGGCAGCAUGUGGUGGGGCAUAGCGAAGGCCGGAGAACCGAACAACCUAUCGCCACUUUCACCUGGGGUUCUGUACAUGGACCCAGCAGUCCAUGCGACGUUAAGACGGAAGCAGAGGAGACUAGCACGUGAAAACCCAGGUGUCUUAGCCGCAGUGGCUAAAGGAGCUAACAUGGCUGUAGCCGAAUGUCAACACCAGUUCAAGUACAGAAGAUGGAACUGUUCCACAAGGAAUUUUCUUAGGGGAAAGAAUUUGUUCGGCAAGAUUGUAGACAGAGGUUGCCGAGAAACUGCCUUCAUAUACGCGAUAACCAGCGCGGGCGUCACUCAUGCAGUCUCCCGCGCUUGCGCAGAGGGUUCCAUAGAAUCGUGCACGUGCGAUUAUUCCCAUGUCGAUCGUGCACCACACCGCUCCAGGGCCGCAGCGGCUGCAAAUGUUCGAGUUUGGAAGUGGGGGGGAUGCAGCGAUAACAUUGGAUUUGGCUUCAAGUUCAGCAGGGAAUUCGUUGACACAGGAGAGAGAGGCAAGACUCUGAGAGAGAAAAUGAACCUACACAACAACGAAGCCGGUAGAAUGCACGUGCAAACGGAGAUGCGGCAGGAGUGCAAAUGCCACGGGAUGUCGGGGUCGUGCACGGUGAAGACGUGCUGGAUGAGGCUGCCGAGCUUCCGCUCUGUCGGCGACGCGCUAAAAGAUCGCUUCGACGGGGCAUCGAGGGUGAUGAUGUCAAACACGGACCUGGAAGCGCCGGUGCAGAGGAACGACGCGGCACCCCACAGGGUACCACGCAGGGACCGCUACAGGUUCCAACUGCGGCCACACAACCCCGACCACAAGUCGCCGGGCGCAAAGGACCUCGUAUACUUGGAAUCUUCUCCGGGCUUCUGCGAAAAGAACCCGCGGCUGGGGAUCCCCGGCACGCACGGGCGGACCUGCAACGACACGAGUAUAGGCGUAGACGGUUGCGACCUCAUGUGUUGCGGCCGCGGCUACCGGACUGAGACCAUGUUCGUGGUAGAGAGAUGCAAUUGUACAUUCCAUUGGUGCUGUGAAGUUAAAUGCAAAUUGUGUCGCACGGAAAAAGUGGUUCACACGUGCUUAUAG
Messenger RNA from Leptosia nina, 1182 nucleotides. Lineage: Eukaryota; Metazoa; Arthropoda; Insecta; Lepidoptera; Pieridae. The record is from the annotation of a GenBank genome assembly.